Molecule: messenger RNA, 4665 nt
Organism: Biomphalaria glabrata
Lineage: Eukaryota; Metazoa; Mollusca; Gastropoda; Planorbidae
Product: inner centromere protein-like
Exons: 15
Coding region: 197-3085 (962 amino acids)
Biological process (GO): mitotic cytokinesis; meiotic spindle midzone assembly; positive regulation of protein serine/threonine kinase activity
Cellular component (GO): chromosome passenger complex; meiotic spindle midzone; midbody
Molecular function (GO): protein serine/threonine kinase activator activity
Source: RefSeq, a predicted model, not a curated record
AAAUCCUUCUUACGGAAGUACAUAUCAAACCAUAAUAGACUUCUGCUUGCUAUUGCUAUUUUGAUUGGUUAUCCCUUUACGCCAUUUAAUUUGAAAAGGGAAUGUGGAUUAUUGAACAAACACUGAGACAAGCUUGUGGUAAGUAAUUAUUAGGGAACCCUGCUUGUACAACUGAAGAUUGAAACAAAUCUUCAAGAUGGAAAAUGCAUGGAGAACAAAUUUCCAUCUGGCAUGUAGUUCUCUUCUUAUACCAUUGGAGGAGUGCCAGAAAGCUGUUGACAAAGCAUUUGCAGACAUAGAACUUGAUUUCACAUGGUUAGAAGAAAUUAAAAAUGAAGCAUAUAUGCUGUUUUCAAAAAAGAGAAACAAAUUAGAAAUAAUGCCAAAAACUCCAAGUCAAAAACUGCCUAGACAGAGGAAGACAAAAAGGAAACUAUCUGAGCUGAAUGAGGAUAAGGAGAAUGAGUUAAAUAUUUCAAAUUGUGUUCCAACAAAGCUGAAGUUCGAAGGGUGCAGUCCCAAUGAAGACAGAUUAGCCAGUGAAGAGACAGAGGUGAAAAAUGGUCGCCCUGCUAGAAACUGCAAAGCUAAUAGACCUAAUUACAGCGAGGAAGAUGAUGACAAACCUAAGAGGGGGGUACGCCAAUCUAGGAGACAACUGAACAAAUCUCAGGCUGUUAAGAAGACAGAAAUCAGUCCCAGUGUCAAAGAUAGGACAAAAGCUUAUGAAGAUCUGAUCAAGAAGAGUGCCACUAAAAGUCCUGUACCCACUUCACUGGCCAGGAAUGUUGCUUGUCAUGACAUGAUGACACCAACCAGCACUAAAGAAUCAGCUGUGAGCAGACAGGCGUCCACGCUGCCAGCACAAGCCAGUGAAGUAAAAGUUAAGAAUGGAGCGCCAAAGGACAAACCUGAUUUGAAGAUCACCAAACAAGGGGAAACAGUACAAGUAAACUCCAAGGUAAAUGUAGAAUGUCAGCUUAGAAUGACAGAAAAGGACAAUUUAGAACAACAGGGAUCUUCUCUAGAUGAAACACAAGUAAUGGUGACAGAAGUCUUUGAGAUUGAGGCACAUACUAAAGCUGUGAAACUAAAAGAGUUUGAGAUGGUGAAAUCAAAGACUACAUCUAUUAUAGAAGUCAGCCUUGGGUCAAAAACAGAUAUUCAGCAAAUUGUUUCUGGAGAAAUAGACAAAGUAAGUGAUCAGCAGAGUAGACCAAAGAGUGACCAAAGGAAGAAACAACAGAGUGACCAAAAGAAGUCACAUAAUGAUCUGAAAAAGAACAAACCUCAAGUUUCAGAACUAGAUGUAACGCAAGUGGUUGUUACUGAAGUUUUUGAAAUUGAAAAUGAAAAGCCUGCUUUACUGAAAGGGUCAGAAAUGGUAAAAAUUAAAACAAUACCCUUAGGAACAACAGAUGAAUUACAGGAUAAGAACAUCAAUAAUAGUAUUAAUGAGACUGAUAAAUCUUUGCCCUGUACAACUAAUGUUGAUACAAUUUUCAUAAAGCCAAAUGAUGUUGGUAAAGCAGGUACUGCAGCAACCAGUAAAUCCAAAAAUGAAUCUGCUCCCACCAAGACAGAUGAGGAGAUUGAGGUGGGUAGAUCUACUCGUACAAGAACUAGGGCAAUGCAACAGAAACAAAUGGAGAAAAGUGUGAAAGACCAGGAGGACACAACAGACACGAGCGCAGCAGAAUCACAAUCGAACUUGAAUGCAACUUUCACUAAGGAGGAUGAGGGAUCAAUGGCCAGAACAACACGUACAAAGACUCGUUUAAAGAAAGAGCAAGAGAAUAAAGAAAUCGAGACAGAGACUGAAGGGGCUCGGACAAGAACAAGGACAGCUAAGCUGGCUGUAACUACUGUUUCUGCAGCCAGUGAAACAGUGCAGCCUAAUCUGGAAGACAAAUACAGAUGUGGCUUGAAAAGACCAGUUGAAGAGAGAGGGUUAUCUCCAUGUCCAAAACGAACUCGUUCCUAUCAGUUAGAAAAACCUAUAGAAGUUCCAAAUUCACCAUCAAGGAUAGAAGCUAUAAACAAAGAUGUUCUGAAGUCUCCAAGAAGGAGUCCAAAAGCAUUUAAAUUCAAUAGUGCACAGAAAAAGAUUUCUGGCUUUACAAACAGGACCCCAGGCUUUGGUAUGAACACCAGCAGACUGUUCACCUUUGUCAAGUCUACUCCACAGAGUUCUGGUCAAAUACACUCAUUCUUAAAGAGGAACUCUCCAUCACCAGUCUUGACUAUGCAGGUGAUUCAGGAACAAAAGAAAAAGAGAAUGUUGGAGAAAGAAACACGGGAUAUUGAAAGAAUGAAGAAAGCUGCAGAAAUGAAGAAGAGGAAAAUUGAGGAAAUGAAAAGAAUCAGGGAAGAAAAAGAGCGCAAGGUUGCAGAGAUGAAAGAAAGAAAGCUUCGGGAGGAGCAAGAGAUGAAAGAGAGGCUGAACAAGAAACUGGAGGAACAGUCUGCCAUGAAUGAGAAAAUGAUGGAAGCCAAAUUAAGAGAAGAAAGAGAGAAGCAAAGACUAAGACUUAAAAAACAGUUGGAAGCCGAUGCCAGAAGAAAACAAGAAGAGGAAGAAAGAUUGCGUAAACUAGCAGAACAGGAAAAAGAACGCUUGAAGCAGCAAGAAGAAGAAAAGAAAUAUUUGGCCCAGGUUGAGGCUCAGAAAUUAGAAAUGCAGAAGUUGAUCAACAAACACAAUCAUACCUUAAAAACCAAUGUAAGCAGUAGUAGCCUAGUGACUCAAACAGCUGCCCAGGAUAAAUCUCUGAACAGCUAUGACUUGACUCCAGUGAAGGAUAAACAAGUGAAUGUUGCCAAUAAAGAUCCAGAAAGCUAUGAUAUUGAAGACAUGGGGUCUGAUGAAUCAACUGAUGAUGAUGAAGCUCCAAAGAAACAGAUUCCAAAAUGGGCCACAGGUAUAGAUUUGAAUGUAGCACUAAUCAGACAACAUGCUAACCCACCAGACCUGUUUGUCUUGUUUAGACAUUGUUGUUUAGAACCACCUGACUUGGAAAAAGUUUUUAACGGGACGAAGAAACGUAGAUACAAGGAAAGGACAAGCUCUGCGAUUUGGAAUUAGUUGGGUUUUUUUUUUUUUGUAUAUAUGACUGCCAUUGACAUUUUGUUUUUUCUGUGUAUGUUUCAGAAAUUGUUAUAACUUAAAUAUUAGUUCUGUUUUGUAAAAAAAAAAAAAAAGCAUAUGAACUGGUUUAUUUAGCAGAAAGUAUUAUUGCCCACCCAUAAAAUUGACUUAUCCAUAAAUCAUUUUAAGACAAUUUAGUUUUUGCUGACAACUUUCAAUUGGUAAGAAAACAUGAUUCCGGGAAUUUUAAGAUUUGAGAAUUGGGUAACUAGGUACUUGUCAAGAAAAGUUACAACAGGAAUUUGUGAUGCCAAACUAAUACCAUCAUAUACACUUGGUAAUGUGAAUGUAUAUAGGCUAUUACAAUUUUAUUAACUCCCCCUGUCGUAAGUUUGGCCAUGCUCAGUCGUAAAGUGACUAUGUCUCAUAUCACAGGAUGAGAUAAGAGCCUCUGCAUUUUCUUUGGUCAGAAUAUUGACGUCCUCGCGCCAGUUCCCCCCUUUCGAAGCAGCUAAUGGGACAUCAAUAAACCAAUACUGUUUAUUAUCAGCAGCCUCUUAGAAUCUUCCAGUGUGUAGUAUUGUGUGCUACAAAUUCCCUAUGGGUCACUGGCUCCUGGUUUGGAUUCAGAAUUUUUUUUUGCGUAGGUGGGUGGCCAACCAAGGCUAAUGAGUCCCACCUGCCCUGUACAUCAUAGUUAAUAAUAAACAAUAAAAGGUAACUUUGCUUAUCAGUUUAUGUUUUAACUGACAAAUAAUAAUUUUAAAUACUCUUAGUUACUACAGCACCUAUUAGGAAGACUAGGAUCCUGUUAAAGGAGGUGGAAUGUAGCUUUGAGUUUAUCCUGCUCUAUCUUUCAUGUGUAAUGUAUAAGUAUAAUGUACAUAAUGAUAUAAUCUAAUCAUGUAAACAAUAUAUCUAACUAAGGAUUGAAAAUGUAAUGAUUCUCAUAGAAUACUGUAAAUACAUUGUUUUUAAAAAGCUUUUCAAGUGUGGAUGAAACAAGAAACAUUGAUGAACAGAGUUGUCUUUUUACAGGUUAUUAAUUGCAUGGAAUCAAGACUUCAAAAAACUCAAAGCCUUUUUUCUUUAUUCCAUUUAAUUCUGUUCUAAAAUGUUUUGUAACAUCUUUAUGACAUAAGUAUUGAUUAUAAUCAGGCUGGCUGCAUGGUUGUGUGGUAUGCACUCUGUACUGUUAUCUCAAUGGUCCUGGGUUCAAACCUUGCCCACUAUCACCCCUGCUGUCCUGCAGGAGGAUUGGACUAGGAUGUAAUAAUCUUCGAUUCUGAAAGAACAUCCAAAAAAUAAAACAACAUAAAAAAACAAUAACACUAUGAAACAAGCAAAACAAAGACUUGUUAGGUAGGGUAAAAAUAAUGUCCAAGUCUAAAAAUUGUCUAUCAAUUCAUUAGUAAAAUAGUGUCACUGAAGUGUUUUAGUUCUUAAAGGUAACCUGCUUGUUAUAAUGAUGUGAUGAUAGUUUGGCUGCUUUACAUUGAUUUAGAAUGUAUUUUAAGAUCUCAUGGUGUGUGCAAGAGUUUUAGUAGCUGUUAAUAAAAUUUGUAUAAACAUUAAAA